AUGGCCUCCACCUUCUCAGUCUGCCGUCUUCCGGCCGCGCUCGCCCGUCGCCAAUCCCGUGUUCUUAGCACUUCCAAGCGCCUGAACUCCACCUCCGCCCCUCAAUUCCAGAACCCCGCCUACCCUCUGUAUCCCUCCGUCACCCAGCUCCUCCAUGAAAAAGGCAUCCCGGAGUCCGAAGUGUCCAAGAUCCCCGCGUCCGGCCCCAAGGGUCGUCUCCUGAAGGGCGAUGUCCUCGCCUACCUGGGCGCCAUCCCCGCCUCCUACCCUUCUGAGCAAGCAGCCCGGAUCGACAAGCUCGCUCACCUCGACCUGAGCAACAUCAAGAUCGCCGCGCCCGUCAAGCCCGCGGAGCCCGCCCCGGCCGUGGAAGAGAAGCCCGUUGCUCGUCCCCCGCCGACCACCUCCGUCGCCGUCUCCAUCUCCCUGGCCGCCGUGCUGUCCGUUCAGAAGAAGAUCCAAGAAUCCCUGGGUACCACGGUGCCGCUGUCGACGUUCCUCGCCCGCGCUACCGACCUGGCAAACGACGACCUGCCCCGCUCUUCUCUCGAGAAGCCUUCCGCUGAUGAGCUGUUCGACGAGCUCCUCGGUGCUCAGCCUAUCAAGUUCUCCCGGGGAGAGUACAUCCCUGAGUUGAAUGCCGAGGAGGCCCGGCCGGUGCAGAAGAAGCAGAAGGUGGAGGAUGAUCUGAUUGAUUUCUUGGCUGGAAAGGUUUCCAAGAAGGCUGUUGCUACUGCGAAGAGUGUUGUCGAGCCGGCCGCGAAUGUCUUCAGCCUGACUGUUCCGGUUGAGGAAGAGAAGAGGGCGAAGGUUUUCUUGGACCGCGUGAAGACCUUGUUGACUGUUGAGCCUGGCAGGCUGGUUCUAUAG
Molecule: messenger RNA, 870 nt
Organism: Aspergillus luchuensis
Lineage: Eukaryota; Fungi; Ascomycota; Eurotiomycetes; Eurotiales; Aspergillaceae
Gene: pdx1
Product: putative pyruvate dehydrogenase complex component Pdx1
Exons: 2
Coding region: 1-870 (289 amino acids)
Biological process (GO): pyruvate decarboxylation to acetyl-CoA
Cellular component (GO): pyruvate dehydrogenase complex
Molecular function (GO): dihydrolipoyllysine-residue acetyltransferase activity
Source: RefSeq, a predicted model, not a curated record